AUAGAAGUCACAAAAGCCGUAGAGGGAGAAGAGGAAGGUCGAGUCGAUCUCGAAGACAUAAAUCGCGUAAGAGUAAGAGAUCUCGUCGGAGCAGAAGAGGCCGAUCAUCGCGAAGCAAGAGUAGAAGCAGAAGAGGCAGCAAGAGUUCGAAAUCUAGACGCAGCAGAUCCAAAUCCAGAUCAAAAUCGAGGAGUAGAAGGUCAAAGUCAAGCAGAAGUGGCAGGGUACGCUGAAUUUUAUUAUUAUUAG
Messenger RNA from Strongylus vulgaris, 249 nucleotides. The record is from the annotation of a GenBank genome assembly. Lineage: Eukaryota; Metazoa; Nematoda; Chromadorea; Rhabditida; Strongylidae.